AUGGGCCGUGGACGGGUUGAAAGACGGCGCAAUGCCGCGUUGCUGACGCUUCUUUCUCUGUCUUCCCUCGUUACAGCUCAGUCUAGCUGCAUUUCACUCCAGAAUUCUAGCGCUUGUCCGGCAUUCAAGACAGCCUCCAUUUCUCGAGAUGAUUUGAAGAAGGAAUUUCCAUUCCUCGAAUAUGUCAAGGACACUUCGUCAUUUGAUGAUGCUUUGUCCAACUAUGUCAAGACGACAUUUGUCCAUGAAAAAUAUCAAAAUCUUUUCGGUUGCGGUGAAAUUGACCUGACCAAUACAACCACCUGGUAUGCUCGUUUCACGACCACCGUUAUGUGCAAUGCAUUGGUCCAGAAAUCGAUCAACGCCUGCUCGUUGUCUAAAGAUCAGUCACGCUCGAUUUGCGCCGAUGGGUGUGCUGAAUUUGCGCAGAGUGAAGCCUACUUGACAUCUGAUAGGGAAUUAUGUUCCAAUCCUAAGAGCAACUUGGACUCCUUGAUCAGAGCAGAUUUCGCCACAUGUUCAGAACCAUUAUCGGCGUUGGCAGGAAGGACAUGCAUCAAUCCAUCGGACAACGAAAAAGAAAAUUGCGGAUUCGGCACAAGCACAAUCGGACUAUGCGCUUAUUGUUCUGAUACCAGCGUCAACUCAACCGACACCUGCUGCUACAAUUCCAACACUGAACAGAGAUGCCAGGGCAUCAAGCUACCGGUGAUCAGCACCACAAUGUCCUUCGGCACCCCAACUGGGACUGCCUCCCCGUCCAGCACGGCCGACCCAAGUGGUAGUGGUCAGGGUGGUAGCAGUCUUAGUGGUGGCGCCAUAGCUGGCAUCGUCGUUGGUGCUAUCGCGGGCCUGGCCCUUCUUGGCGUUGUUUUAUUUUUCUGCAUCCGCAGAAUGAAGCGAUCCAAGGGGAGCCAGUCAGGCAGUAUUUUCAACCAACCAUCCCCAGCAAGGAAAGGUCCCCCGAGCAUGACUCAUGUGCCUCAGGAAGCCCCUCAAGGAUACGAAGUUUUGCCUGGAGGACGUAUCGCACGUAUGUCGGCUUUGGAAGGUCACUCUGGAGAUUCCUCGUCUCAACAUCAUGGCAAAUCAAUGUCUGCUACAGGAGGUAGCAUGGCCGCUGGGUACGCGGGUGGCCGUCGGAAAGACAGCCAGACCCAAUCAUCAUCUGAGUUUGGUGAUGACUCGGAGCCCCGGAUGAGUGUGUUGCGACCACCUCCUUCGACGACAAGAAGAAAUGGGUCGCUGUCGAGUAACUCCAUCUUUGGAACCUCGGUUCCACAGUCACCCAGUAGCGCUGGUGCAGCAUCACCUCUGGGUGUGGGUAGCCAACAGUCUGAGCAGCUGCCAUACUUCAAAGAUUACUAUUCCCAGGAUGACAUUCAUCCCGGUGAUUCAGUUGCUGUUCUCUGGGCCUACCAACCACGUGCCACAGACGAGUUCGCUCUCGAGAGAGGUGAUAUGCUCAAGGUUGUUGGUAUCUGGGACGAUGGGUGGGCGACGGGUGUGCUGACUGGUGAGCGUGCGGAGGAAUGGGAGGCAAGAAGGGAAGCUCAACGUGACAGUGGGGUGUCGCAUGCAUCUGGACGGCGGGACAGCUCAGCUGCAACAUCUGGGGAGAUCAAGGCGUUCCCUCUGGUCUGUGUCUGCUUGCCAGCGCACUGGAGAAAGACGAUAGAGGGCGACGGCUCGACAGAGACUGGCUCCACCAGCCACAAUCCCUACGCAGCCUUGGCUUGA
This is a messenger RNA of Clonostachys byssicola, 1740 nucleotides long. The record is from the annotation of a GenBank genome assembly. NCBI's taxonomy places the organism in Eukaryota, Fungi, Ascomycota, Sordariomycetes, Hypocreales, Bionectriaceae.